Molecule: messenger RNA, 1152 nt
Organism: Brenthis ino (lesser marbled fritillary)
Lineage: Eukaryota; Metazoa; Arthropoda; Insecta; Lepidoptera; Nymphalidae
Source: the annotation of a GenBank genome assembly
AUGUCUUUAUACAAGGCCAGGAUUAAAGCUUUCGAAGAUAUUCUCGACCAAGAUGUUGUUGAUAUUGAGCAACUACAAAAGUCUGCUUUCAAUGGUGUGCCAGAUGAAAAAGGUUUACGAUCACUUGUAUGGAAGAUAUUACUCCAUUACAUACCUUUAGAAAAAAAUGACUGGCAAAGCACAUUAACAAAAAAACGACAACUUUAUCAACAAUUAAUAGAGGAAAUAAUAGUGUCACCGGGAGGCCCAAGUGACCAUCCACUUAAUAUUAGUCCAGACAGUUCUUGGAGUAAUUACUUCAAAGAUAAUGAAGUGCUGCUACAAAUAGAUAAAGAUGUCCGGAGAUUGUGUCCAGAUAUUUCAUUCUUUCAAUCUGCCACAGAAUUCCCCUGUUCUGAGAUCGUAAAUAGUAAUGGAGUCAAACGUUUGCAUAAAAGAGUCGAGCAGUCAGUCCUAAAAUACUCAACUUUAGAGCGAAAAGGAAUUGGUGUUGCUAAGUUAAGCAACGAGAUCCGUCGAAGCGACAGUAUAACAAGCGGGGACUAUACCCCCCUGAAUGAAGGCUGCGAGGCGCACUGGGAGGUCGUGGAACGUAUGCUCUUCUUAUACGCGAAAUUGAAUCCCGGACAGGGAUAUGUGCAGGGUAUGAACGAGAUCAUUGGGCCUAUAUACCACACAUUCGCAUCCGAUCCUAACAAGGACUUCCGAAGGCACGCUGAAGCAGAUUGUUUCUUCUGCUUUACCAAUCUAAUGGCUGAAAUUCGGGACUUCUUCAUCCGUACGCUGGACGAGACGGAGAGCGGCAUCAACUAUAAAAUGAGCAAACUUUGCGAAUGUGUGAAGAAAAAUGACCGCGCUGUUUGGGAUCGUCUUGAGAAACAGGAGUUGCGGCCACAAUAUUAUAGCUUCAGGUGGCUGACGCUGUUGCUGUCCCAAGAGUUUUCGCUGCCAGAUGUUGAAAGAAUUUGGGAUUCGCUAUUUGCAGAUCCUCAGAGGUUCACCUUCCUCAUUUACGUUUGCUGUGCCAUGAUCUUGUUAGUAAGAGAGAAUUUAUUGAACGGUGAUUUUGCGUCGAACGUCAAGUUGCUACAAAAUUUCCCUCCAAUGGAUGUGUCUUUGAUAUUAAACAAAGCGGUGGAAAUAUCUAGCAAA